Messenger RNA from Xenia sp. Carnegie-2017, 1884 nucleotides. RefSeq names its product ralBP1-associated Eps domain-containing protein 1-like. Gene Ontology annotation, biological process: endosomal transport; endocytosis. The coding region runs from base 555 to 1739 and encodes 394 amino acids. The record is from RefSeq and is a predicted model, not a curated record. The transcript has 11 exons. Gene Ontology annotation, molecular function: calcium ion binding; protein binding. Gene Ontology annotation, cellular component: cytoplasm; plasma membrane. NCBI's taxonomy places the organism in Eukaryota, Metazoa, Cnidaria, Anthozoa, Malacalcyonacea, Xeniidae.
CUCCCAUAUAAACUCUCUUGUCUCCGGAAAGGAAAAGUGUUGACUUUAGAUGAAAUUUAAAAUAUGAAUUCGAGCAAUAUUUUGUCAUCCAGCGCUGACCUAACGUGGCUUUAAAGACCAAAGUUCACUGCAAAAGAUUGAACCUUCCACAUGCUCAUGGUAUUGUAUGCAUAAUUGAAUAUUUAGAUUUAUUAUGCGGAGUUAAUGUAGUCGCACGAAUAUCUUCCUUGCUCAAGCACUUUCAACUCUCAACACUGUGAUAAUGGCAUCUGCGUAUUUUUAUCCUUUCUAUAUUGCUCAAAUAUGAUUGUCGAAUGAUAUUUUGCCUAGAAACCUACAAGAAUGGAUCAUGAACGACUGCAUAAUGACUUGGGAGAUAAAAUGCUACGAUUAAAUUACAAAGUUAAAAAUGAGAAAGAAAGACCUGAACCAAGUGAACGUAAGAAACGAACUUCUCGCAAAACAAGCUCUUCAGAUGUUGUCUUUAAAGAGGAACCGUUUAGUCUCAUCCUCGAUCGUUCUUCUGAAUCCAAGACAAAUAAAGCUGCCCUACAAUGACUUUUGAAAAUGCUCUCAGUGAGAAUGAUGAAUUAAAUGAUGACAUCAUGUUAUCGUCAAGCUCUGCUAAUGUCUCACAAAAGACAAAUCAACGAUCUAAAACAUUGCCGAGAUUGCCAAGCAGUGAACAAGGUAUAACAAAACCAAAGCAAAAAACACAAUCGCUAAGUACCAGUCCCACUGCAAUCACUCGACCUCAUUCAUUGUGGAAACACGGAGAGCAUUCACCUCGUCAUAUGUCAGUGCCAGCACCCAGGAUACAACAAGCAACUUUAUUACAACCUACGUUUUUCCCUACAUCUUUGCAAACAUCAGAACUACCUGAUAUGGACAAUACAGAUCAUCAAUGGCCACAAGCCAGUCAACACAAACUCUACUUUAAUACCGAUCCUCAAUCCCUGAAUAAUGUAUUUGAUAAUCCUUCAGAAAACCAAUCACUUCCAUCCAAUGUUGUAUCAAGUCAUCAAGAGAAAAACAGUGCGCCCGAUGCUAUAGAAAACAAUUCAAAAAUGUGGCAACCGAGGGGAGGAAAUCAAGGCAGCUGGGCUGAUUUUCCAACAUCAUUCAAUGGAGUAUAUGUUAGCAAUGAAAAACCUUGGAAUGAGAAAGCUGUUGUACAUGAGGAUGACAACAUUCAUGCAUCAAAAAGAGAGAGGAGCUCUAGUCACUCAUCAAUAUCAUCAAAUUCAUCGGAAGAUGAUAUUGCAGAGACAGAGGAAAGUGUGUGGAAAAUCAACGAUGAACAAAAGGCUUAUUACCUCAACCAGUUUAGAAUCUUGCAGCCUGCAGAGAUGGGUGUUGUCUCCGGUCAAAAAGCGAGAGAAUUUUUCCUAAAAUCUGGAUUGGGAAUGGAUGUUUUAUCGAAGAUUUGGAAUCUUGCGGACCUGGAUGCUGAUGGUGCCCUUGAUUUCGAUGAGUUCUGCAUUGCAAUGCAUAUUGUUGUUGCAGUUAGGCACGGUUUGGAGGUACCUCAAUUUCUUCCAUUGCAUCUGGUACCGAGAAAUAUGAAAAACAAUCGAGUUCUUCCAUACCUCAAAUGGAUGCUAACAGCCAAGGAUUAUCUGCAAAAGACUCUGGACAGCCCUGGGCAAGAUUCUCGUCUGAUAGUCGCACGAAUGUUGAAGUCGAUGGUCCUGAGGUUCAAAACAAUGGACAAUUGGGGAUUUCACAACGCCCUUUAACGGUUGAUGUUGCCGAGCAAAGCACGAAUCAACACAUUUCCCCUGUCAGUCAUCACACGCAACAAGUCAAUCAACAACACGCGUUACUAACUAGUCAGCACGUUCAGUCUGUCAACCAACACGCUGUACAAAGCACCAAUCAACA